CCGGUGCUUUGCCCGUAGCAAAGAUGGCGGCGGCAGCGCCUGUUUCCGGGCGCCCCGGGGUGCGGUGGGGAGCGGCGGGGAGGCUGCUGUCCUGAGCCGGGCGGCGGGUCAGCGGGGCGGAGAUGGCGGCGGCCGACAGCUCUCCGAGCAUCGUCGAGUACUUCGGCGGAGAGGAUGGCUACCGCUGUGGCUACUGCAAGAGCGACACCGGCAACCUCUCCCACGGUAUGUGGGCACAUUCAAUGACAGUUCAAGAUUACCAGGAUCUCAUAGACAGAGGAUGGCGAAGAUGUGGAAAGUACGUCUACAAACCUAUCAUGAAUCAAACGUGUUGUCCUCAAUACACAAUAAGGUGCCAAGCUUUGCAUUUUCAGGCCUCCAAAUCUCACAAGAAAGUUCUGAAGAAGAUGUUGAAAUUCAUUUCCAAAGGAGAUGUUUCAAAGGCAGCGAGCGAAGAAGAGCCUAUGGAUUCCCAUGUAGAAGAUGCGAUCACGUGUGAUUUUCCAUACAAAGCUGAAUCUCAUGUCAGUCAGUCUGAACUGACUCCCCUGAGUGUGGAUCACGCAGAGAGGGUGGAAAAUGAAGAUGAGGACACAGGAGAAACAAAAGAAGAGGUGAAUGAGCACAAGGUGGAAUCGGGUUCUCGUCAGAUAUGUGCAGAUAACGACACGCUGCUCACCAGAGGACCAGCACAUUCGGCUAAAAUUGGUCACGCACCUCCUAAGCCAGGGAAAGGGGCUGACCUGAGCAAGCCACCCUGUCGCAAAGCAAAGGACAUACGGAAGGAAAGAAAACUGCAGAAGCUCCUUCGCAAGCAGCCGUGCACGAUUGAAGGCUCUCAGUUUCAAGCGGGAGAUCCAGGUUUCCUCUUGCAAAACUCUAAAUCUAAACCAAACCAACCUAAAACCAUUGAGGACUUCGUUUUUGUCUCUUUACCUGAUGAUGCACCACACAAAUUAGAGGUGAGGGUGGUGAGAUCAUCUCCGCCAAGUUCACAGUUCAAAGCCACAUUUCAGGAGUCUUACCAGGUCUAUAAACGUUACCAGAUGGUUAUUCACAAGGACCCACCUGAUAAACCAACUAUAAAUCAGUUCACCCGAUUCCUCUGUGAUUCUCCCCUGGAGGCAGAAGAUGGACCAAAUGGACUGGAAUGUGGCUAUGGUUCUUUCCACCAGCAGUACUGGCUGGAUGGGAAGAUAAUUGCUGUCGGUGUCAUUGAUAUCCUGCCCUACUGCGUGUCCUCUGUCUAUCUGUACUAUGAUCCAGACUAUUCUUUCUUAUCUUUGGGAGUCUACUCUGCGUUACGGGAAAUUGCUUUUACUAGGCAACUUCAUGAGAAAGCUCCUGAUCUCUGUUUUUAUUAUAUGGGUUUCUACAUUCAUUCGUGCCCCAAAAUGAGAUACAAGGGUCAGUACAGGCCCUCGGACUUGUUGUGUCCAGAGACGUACGUCUGGACGCCUAUUGAGCGAUGUCUGCCCCUGCUCGAGCAGUCGAAAUACUGUCGAUUCAACCAGGAUGCAACGGCAGUUGAUGAAGGUCGUAUUAAAGAGCUGGGUAGGGUGAGGGUACUUCACAAGAGAAUCGUGAUGCCUUACAGCGUGUACAAGAAAAGAAGGAAGGGGCCAAGCGACGAAGCCAGCGUUCAGCAAUACGCAAGUUUGGUUGGCCAGACCUGUUCAGAAAGGAUGUUGUUGUUUAGGAGUUGAAAAAAAUCAUUAAAUGGCAUUUUGAUGGCGCUACAUUUUAUUGCACUGCCACUGGAUGGUGUCUACUGUAGUUGUGUGUUGGUUGGUAUGUCUACGCAAAUAGCAGUACAAAACGCAGGUAUAUAUCCAGGCUUGUGUGAAUACAUGGUACUGUGUUUAAAGGCCAGCUCCAAUAAAAUUUAUAAUACAGCAAGGCUUUAGCAGUAUAAGCUUAGAAAAACAUGCUUGCAAUAUAUUUUAAUUAAGUAGUUCUAGCCUUUCUGUGCAUUUUGAGUAAUUGAAAGUAUCUAAGCAAAAUUAAAAACAGGCGUCUUUUUUGUAGAGGCAAAGGUUGACUAAAUCUAGAAUAAUAAUAAUUAAAUUACAAAUAUUUUUGAAUAGCACCUUGGCUAUCUGUCAUUUAAAAUUGCCAUGAAAUGUAUGCUCGCAUUUGUAUGCUCCUGAACUCUUGCAAGAGAAUUUGAAAUGUGCUGUUACUUUCUAACGUGAAAUCUGGCAUGGUUUAAUUUUAUUUCAGUAGUAUAUUUAAAAACCAGGAGGAAAAUAUCUUCACUGCACAUUCUUCAUUUGUUUAAAGCCGUAGGUUAGUGUCUGAGGUCCUAGUGAAUGUAGGAGUUGAUGAUGCAGGGCUUUGGAAAACUUUCCCGUUUGGAGAAGAAAGAGAAUAGUUGCACUAUAAAUAUACCAAAGAUAUGCAGCCAAGUGGCACAGUGGGUUUUUUGGUAUAAGCCUUAUCCUUUGUCUAAAAAGAGCAGAUAUUUUAAUGCACAUCGCUCAUGUGAAAUAGAGCUUGGGAGGUUUCCCCUGGAGCUCCUCAGUGCACAUUUCAAUACUAUGCUAAAAAAAAGGACUGAGGUACCACUGCUGGCUUUUGUUGCAAUUUUUAUUCUACAGAAUUGUAUGGAAAGACUUAAAUAUCAUAUUUCUGCAUUUUUACUGACUGUUUUGUUUAUGGUGCAGCAGCUCACGGGUUAACAUCUUUAAUAAUGUUUUACUAAAUACUUCUGUUGGAAACACAGGAAGUUGUGAUGCUUUAUCAAAGCACUUUAUUUUCUUAUAUAUGAACGCUGUCAUUAGUAAUUUGUGUCCCUACCAAGUCAUACAAGUUAUAGGAAUUUGGGGAAAUAACACCGUUGUAUAAUUCAGUAGCCUAUCACAACAUUGAAAUGAUACCAAUGCAUUUGUGUAUCUUCUUGGAUAUAACAGGAGCUCAUAUUCACCUUGAAUCAAGUUGAACUUUCUUGUUAAACAUUGAAGAAAGAUUCUUAUUUAAGAAUAUAUGUGUAGAUGUUUUUCCCCAGACAGGGAAGUUUUACUCUCUGAGAGUAACAUCUCUUGUCAUUCAUGGGCUUGAUUUAAUUUUAAACACUUGGCCGAUAAUAUUAAUGGUUGAUUUUUAUGUGGAACCAGACGUAAGAAUUUGGGGAUUCAAGUGCAUUGCAGAUGUAACUUUUUUCCAUAUCUGUUCGAUCAUUUAAAUAUUAUUGACAGAGAGCACAGCUUCAACAGUAAUUUAAAAAAGUAAUUUUAUGUCUUAUUAAGGGGAUUUAUUGUAUUGAUCUACUCCCAGUCUGCAACAAAAUCAAUUAUGUCUGUCAACAUUAAAUCUGGUAUGUGUUUGUCUCUUGCCUGGUACAGAGAAGCUUCUGUAUACCAAACAAGGUAGUUUGUCCAUGUCUUAUCUAAACCUAUUGUCAGGGGAGAACCACUAAAUGUGACUUAUGAACAUUAUAAUAAGGAGUUCCUUUCUGUGGAGAAAAUACUCUUGUCACUCAGUGAAAUGUUAAAUAAUGUAACAUUUUUUGCCUACCCAAUGUGUUGGAAAGCGGUCAUGCCCAUAUGGCUUCAAACCAAACUAAAUGAGAAAAACAUUAUAUAUUACAUAAAAUCAGUUAAUGGGCACAGAGGAGUUCUAGUAUGACUUGCAAAAUCUUAAAGAUUAUGAAAACCAUUUAACGAUGGUUCUUGCUGUGCUCCUGGAGAAGUUUUUGUUAAAUUGUAAGGGAGCAGAUGUAACAUCACCCUCAUCACUGAGAGUUCUUGAGGAACUCCAUCUUUUGUGCCCGCAAUUUGUUACUGAUUUGCCUUCUAGAUAUGUAGUGGACUUUCACAUGAUGCUCUGUUUCUCUUGGGCAUCUUUUAAAGACUGCAGUUAAAUAGAAGUGAGGUAAGUAUAAAAUGGAAAAUUGAGUACAGCUUGAAGUUGUGAUUGGCGUGACCACUAAAGGUAAAUGACCGUUUUCUGUGAAUUCUGACAUGGUGCUUUUCCUUUCUGACCUCCCCUGGAACUGCAGCACCACGCGAGCUUCUCACUCUUACUGAACUCAAAAAUAUAUGUAUAUCUAAAAAAAAACAGUCAACGUUGAGAUUAAGUCAAAAAUUGAGUUCAUCUGGUGUAGUAUGCCGAGAUUUGACUCGCUUCUUCAGUGUUAUUUUAGAAGGAAAUUGGUGCGAUAUUCUUCAGGACUGAUAACUCUAUCCCUGGUUUAGAAAUGGAAGAGUCUGAGGAUGAAGUUCUGUAAAUUUUGCUAUUGACUUCAGAGGAGCUGAAAAUUCACCACUAUUACAAUUUUAUUUAAUAAGAUGUUGUCACUGAGAAUUGUUGACUUUAGAGAUGUUUAAUUUAGUACAACCUAUUUUAUAAGAGGUUUUUCAGUGUAGUUAAUUUGUGAGACUUAAUCUCUAAGGUUGCCUUGUCUGUUGAUAAAUGAGCAUAAAAUGGUUGUAAGAAAGUGCAGAUCUCUGACCAGUGCUAAAAAAUACCUUUCGUUGUUUUAAUUGGAAAUAAAUGGGAAGCUUACUUAUUUUCAGCAUCAACACAUUUCACUAAAUGCAAAAGAACCUGCAUGUUGAGUUUGUAAUUGCUUUUCACCGGGCCUGUUUGAUUUCUAAUUAUAGAAAAUAAAUUUAUUUCUAGUCGUAUAGAAAAUAAA
Molecule: messenger RNA, 4639 nt
Organism: Columba livia (rock pigeon)
Lineage: Eukaryota; Metazoa; Chordata; Aves; Columbiformes; Columbidae
Gene: ATE1
Product: arginyltransferase 1
Exons: 12
Coding region: 123-1706 (527 amino acids)
Biological process (GO): protein arginylation
Cellular component (GO): cytoplasm
Molecular function (GO): arginyl-tRNA--protein transferase activity
Source: RefSeq, a predicted model, not a curated record